Messenger RNA from Phymastichus coffea, 1204 nucleotides. Its product is annotated as protein SREK1IP1-like. Lineage: Eukaryota; Metazoa; Arthropoda; Insecta; Hymenoptera; Eulophidae. Bases 543 to 1025 code for a protein of 160 amino acids. The record is from RefSeq and is a predicted model, not a curated record. The transcript is spliced from 2 exons. Gene Ontology annotation, molecular function: nucleic acid binding; zinc ion binding.
UAAUUUUAAAUAUUAUAUUGUAAAAAAAAUACGGUUCUUUUGUAGGAAAAAUAAUGUUUUUCCUGCAAAAUUUAUAUAGGCGCGAUCGUUUAAUGCGUCCAAAUCGAAAAAAACUGUGUUAAAUAGGAAACAAAAUUAGUUAAAAAUCAUCCAGCAAAUAUUUUUUUUAAUAAUAAAUGAAAAUAAACUUGGCAACUAAGGGGUGCAGUAUUUGCAUAACAACGGAUUCGUAACGAGCACAUUACGCGGAAUUUUUUAAGUACAUUGCACUUUGUAAUUCUUGAUAUAGCUUCGCUGGAAAUAAUCAUGGAGAUGAGUUUGGUUUUGUAUUCACAAGAAUCAGUCGAUCGAGUUUGAUCAAUGUUUAAAGACGUCUGUAACCUUAACGUUUGUCGCAAUUUGCGACUUUGAAAGCUUUAUAAUACUGCAGAAAUUUCCAAUAGAAAAAUUUAAUAUUAAUUUUGAAUAUAACGAAAAUAUUAUGACGGAAUAAUCUUUGUUAAUUAUGAUAUAAUUAGUCUUAUAAAUUUAGUAAUAACAAAAUGGAAAUGGAUCCAGAGUUUUUAUCAAGGCUCAUCCCUCAAAAUAAAGAUGCUCGUCCAGCAUGUAAGAAAUGUGGUUAUGCUGGUCAUCUGACUUAUCAGUGCAGAAAUUUUGUAAAAGUUGAUCCUAAUAAAGAAAUAGUAUUAGACGUAAGUAGUACAAGCUCAGAUAGCGAUGAAAACUAUAUAACGCCAUUGACUGAGUUAAGAGAAAAAGAAUUAAAGAAGAAGUUGAAAGAAUCUAAGAAUAAGAAAAAAGAUAAAAAGAAGAAAAAGCGAAAAAAGAUGCAUCACAAAAAAGAUUCUAAUGGUGAUUCUAAUAGUGAUAGUUUUUCAUCUGACUCAGAUUCAGAUUCUGAAGAUGAUAAGAGAAAGCCUAAAAAGAGUAAAAAGAAGAGCAAGGACAAAAAACGUAAAAAACAUAAGAGACAAGAUGAUAAUGACUCAGAUAGUGAUCAUCGAUCUCACAAAAAGAGAAGAUAGUAGCUCAAAGCUAUUUUUAAUGUAUAAAUCGAACAAUUUUUAUUAAUGUAUUCUAUUUUUUAAAUACAUAACAAUUCAACAUUUAUAUUUCGUUAUUUUCAGAUUAAUUUUUAUUUUUGAUUCUUAUAAUACAUUAAUAUUCCAGUCAAAAGUUUGAAAUAAUUAAAUAGAGCACUAAU